GGGACCGUGGUGUGGACAGCCGGAGGCUGGAUGCUAAUCAUCUGCGCCGAGUCCGGGCGCUGCCCGAAGUGCUGACCGUGGAACUGUCCGCAGUGCUGAAUUGGGAUCGAGUCCACCACGCGCGGUCCGCGUUGCGGAGGAUUUGGGGCCGCUGUCGGCGACAUUAGCGCCGGAGUCUUGCCUCUGCUCCCACACCUCUGGGAGCUGUACGUUCAGUUGAAUCCAGAGGCGUCACAACCAGGUGCAGAACCCUGAGAUGCUGGAGCAGACUCUGCCCGCAGGGUCUGUCCUGGCGCGGGAUGGCAGAUGCCUGCCAGUCUGCAAUUCUCAGGCACUGUUGGUGACGAAAACCCAGCACACUGUCGGCGGCGGCCCUGCCCACCGUCGAGGCUGCCUCCAGAACCAGUCCCUCUUGGAGGACCUCACCUUGGAAGCCCACCCGCUUACUUACCACUCUAGGGAAGUAAUUUUCUGAGAUUUGGGGAUGGCCUGGCUUCCUGUGUUGAAGCAGAAGGUUCUGCUAUCCAGACCCGGGCUUCUCUGAGACCAACAGAUGGAAGGAUGCAGGCUGCCGACCUGUCACAUCCUGAGGGAAAAAAGUGACUCCAAGCUUUUCUGGUGGGGAGGGGGUGGAGAGGUUCAUGGAUUAUGUGUAAAGGGGCCCCUGGCACUCUUUCAAAGACGGUAGAGGUGGUAGCCCCUGGGAAAGGGCCUGGGUAGAGAAGCAAAGAAUUCUGAUGUCUCCCCUUGCUAAGUGGUCUCUCUACUUCAUUUUCACCAGAAGCCCCAGAAGGCAAAUGAGAAAGGUCUCCGUCUCCUCCAUGACUGGUGAACUGACCUCGGAUCUGGGUGGAUUUGGGGUGCAACCAAGAAUUCCCAGAUCUGCUGCUAGUUGACAGUUUCCUCCCACUAGUUGACAGUUAAAUAUAACUUGGGGGAACGUGGGGAGGGUUAAGAGGGUCACUGACUUCUAUCCCUAAUGUAAAUGCUGACCUUAGAGUAUUUGCCAGGGACUCUGUGGAAGGCUGAGAACAACACUCGCUUCAAUGAAAACAGAAGGGGGGGGGUUCUAACCCCCAGAACUUGUUAAUGUCACCAUAAGUGGUUAAAAAAGGAUUGGCAGUGUGAUGCGGAUUUUGACAUGAAGGGAUGAAUCUGGAUUGGAUAACUGGUUCCAAAGCAACCAUAAUGGUCCUCAUGAGGGCAGCAAGACUCGGAGCCAGAGGAGAUGGCAACAUGGACCUAGAAGCAGAGGGUGAAGUCCGGCACUGAAGCUGGGAGAGAGGACAUAAGCCAUUAAGUUUGUGGUCAUUUGCCGCAAGCCUUGGGGAAUGAAUGCAGUUAUCCUCCUGGACUCCAAAGCCUCCCAGGCUGAACUGGGUUGGACCGCUCUGCCAAGCAAUGGGUGGGAGGAGAUUAGCGGCGUGGACGAACAUGACCGUCCCAUCCGCACGUACCAAGUAUGCAACGUGCUGGAGCCCAACCAGGACAACUGGCUGCAGACGGGUUGGAUCAGCCGCGGCCGUGGGCAGCGCAUCUUCGUGGAACUGCAGUUCACGCUGCGCGACUGCAGCAGCAUCCCUGGCGCCGCGGGCACCUGCAAGGAGACCUUCAACGCUUACUACCUGGAAACCGAGGCCGACCUGGGCCGUGGGCGUCCCCGCCUAGGAGGCAACCGGCCCCGCAAGAUUGACACUAUCGCAGCCGAUGAGAGCUUCACGCAGGGCGACCUAGGGGAGCGCAAGAUGAAGCUGAACACAGAGGUGCGCGAGAUCGGCCCCCUCAGCCGGCAAGGCUUCCACCUGGCCUUCCAGGAUGUGGGUGCAUGCGUGGCGCUGGUCUCCGUGCGUGUCUACUACAAGCAGUGCCGUGCCACAGUGCGGGGCCUGGCGUCCUUCCCAGCCACAGCAGCCGAGAGUGCCUUCUCCACGCUGGUGGAAGUGACUGGAACAUGCGUGUCCCACUCGGAAGGGGAACCUGGCAGCCCUCCCCGCAUGCAUUGCGGCGCCGACGGCGAGUGGCUGGUGCCGGUGGGCCGCUGCAGCUGCAGUGCAGGAUUCCAGGAACGUGGUGACAUCUGUGAAGCAACCUGGGAGGAGGAUGAGAUCCGCAGGGACCGCGUGGAGCCCCAGAGCGUGUCCCUGUCGUGGCGGGAGCCUGUCCCUGCUGGAGCUCCCGGAGGCAACGGCACAGAGUAUGAGAUCCGCUACUAUGAGAAGGGUCAGAGUGAGCAGACUUACUCCACAGUGAAGACAGGGGCACCGGCUGUCACCGUCACCAACCUCAAGCCUGCUACCAGAUACGUUUUUCAGAUCCGGGCAGCCUCCCCAGGGCCAUCAUGGGAGGCCCAGAGCUUCAACCCCAGUAUCGAAGUGCAGACCCCAGGGGAAGUUGCCUCGGGGUCCAGAGACCAGAGCCCCGCAGUAGUUGUUACUGUUGUGACCAUCUCCGCCCUCCUGGUCCUGGGCUCUGUGAUGAGUGUGCUGGCCAUCUGGAGGAGGCCCUGCGAUGGCAAAGGAAGCGGGGACGCCCACGACGAGGAGGAACUGUAUUUCCACUUCAAAGUCCCGACACGCCGCACGUUUCUGGAUCCCCAGAGCUGCGGGGACCCGCUGCAGGCUGUGCAUCUGUUCGCCAAGGAGCUCGAUGCCAAAAGCGUCACCCUGGAGAAGAGCUUGGGAGCAGGGCGAUUUGGGGACCUGUGCUGUGGCUGCCUGCAGCUGCCCGGUCGCCAGGAGCUGCCUGUGGCCGUCCACACUCUGAGGGAUGGGUGCUCCGACUCCCAGCGGCUCAGCUUCCUGGCUGAGGCCCUCACCCUGGGGCAGUUUGACCACAGCCAUAUUGUGCGGCUGGAAGGGGUGGUCACCCGAGGAAACCCCUUGAUGAUUGUCACGGAGUACAUGAACCUUGGGGCCCUUGAUGACUUCCUCAGGCAUCACGAGGGGGAGCUGAUGGCGGCGCAGUUGAUGGGUCUGCUGCCGGGGCUGGCAUCGGCCAUGAAGUAUCUGUCUGAGAUGGGCUAUGUGCACCGGGGGCUGGCAGCCCGCCGGGUGCUCGUCAGCAGUGGCCUCAUCUGUAAGAUCUCUGGCUUCGGGCGGGGUCCCCGGGACCGAGCAGAAGCUGUCUACACCACCAUGAGUGGCCGGAGCCCAGCACUCUGGGCAGCUCCUGAGACGCUUCAGUUUGGCCACUUCAGCUCUGCUAGUGACGUGUGGAGCUUUGGCAUUGUCAUGUGGGAGGUGAUGGCCUUUGGGGAGCGGCCCUACUGGGACAUGUCUGGACAAGACGUGAUCAAGGCUGUGGAGGAUGGCUUCCGGCUGCCACCCCCCAGGAACUGUCCCUCCCCGCUGCACCGGCUGAUGCUUGACUGCUGGCAGAAGGACCCGGGUGAGCGGCCCAGGUUCUCCCAGAUCCACAGCAUCCUGAGCAAGAUGGGGCAGGAGCCAGAGCCCUCCAAGUGUGCCGCGAACACCUGCCUCAGACCUCCCACCCCUCUGGCAGACCGUGCCUUCUCCACCUUUCCCUCCUUCGGCUCUGUGGGUGCCUGGCUGGAGGCCCUGGACCUGGGCCGCUACAAGGACAACUUCUCUGCAGCUGGCUACGGAAGCCUGGAGGCUGUGGCUGAGAUGACCGCCCAAGACCUGGGGAGCCUGGGUAUCUCUUCCGCCGAGCAUCGAGAAGCCCUCCUGAGUGGGAUCAGCACCCUGCAGACUCGAGUGCUGCAGCUCCAGGGCCAGGGGGUACAGGUGUGAGCACCUCAAUCCUGCCCAAGGACCUGCAAGCUACACCCGCCGUGGGUGGGAGGAGCGAGCGCUCUCUUACUCCUAGUGGGCCCUGAGCGGGUUGGUACCACGUUAUCCCCCCCAUUUCAUAUCUCCUCUCCACACCUUGCUGACCUAGUGGUCCUACAAAAGAGGUUCAGAUCCCUGGAGAGGACCCCAGAGAUAACAGCAGGAAGAAGGUUAGGGUGUCAAGGGCAAAGCUGUUUGGGGGAAGACAGUCAAUUUCAGUUGUCUUGCCUCAGGCCCCUUGGUCUUCCACGCUCACUGGGGGUUGGACCUAAUCAGUCGGCAUCUCAUUUCCUCAGAGAGCUUUUAGCCUGCCAGGCAGUAAGGGUCCCCGAGAGAGACCCAUUGGUUGUAGCAGAGGCCACAGCUGCCUGGUCACCUGAGUAUGGGACCCUGGGCUAGUGGGUGGUGUCCCUUAAUUCCUAUGCCUUGGCUAGGUCUGUCUGAACCCUGGUCCCAAGGCCCAAGCAGGAAAGUGGUGCUGAGCUCAGGGACUGGACCCCCCAGGCGGAGACUUCAGAGCUGAUGGCUUCCUGCCUUGGGUUAGCAGGUCAGGGUGAGGGCCAGGUUCCUACUAGGGCACACAAGGUCCUGGGGCUCCCCCGGGCCUGGCUGUCUCAUUUGUUUGGGAACUGAGUCAGAGGAGCCUCGGGGGAGUGGGGGAGGUGUUGCUCUGCAUUCUGGAGAGUAGAGAGAAGGGGAAGAGACUGAGGAGGCAGUGGUUUUGACAGUCUGGUUCAACCGCACUGUAUAGAUGGGGAAGUCAGAGCUUAUAAUCUCAGAGCCAGGGUUUGAUGCCAGACCGAAAUCCAGGGAGAAGGCUGACUCUGGAGAGAGCUUGCCGUUCCCCAUGGCACCAGCCCUGUUCCCUGGGCAGCCCAGCGACUCCUCGCUGGGUGAGUCCCUUCAGGCUGCUCUGCCCCCACAUGCCAUGCUUCCUCUGUGGAGUGUGUGUGUGUGUGUGUGUGUGUGUGUGUGUGUGUGUGUGUGUGUGUGUGUGCUGUCCAGAGCCCUUGAAGGAGUGUGGUGCUACCUGACCUAUCUGCAAGGGCCCUGGCAGCUGUGAGAACUUGAGACCAAGACUAUUUCUUGGGAGGGCAGAGAGGCUGCUGGAUGUGGACAGGACCAAAUUUUUCUGCAUCAUUCCUGAUGGCUCCCUGCUCUGUUUCUGCUGUGGUAGGGAAGAGAGGCAGCAUGGGCUGGGCCAGCAAGUGGGAGUGCAGAGAGGCAGACAGAAUCCAGUGUACCAUUGGAGGGAUUAGACUAGGAGCCCAUGGGGGACAGGGAGGAUGGCCAGGUGGACUGUUGACAUGUAUGUGUCAAGGGGUGUCCAGAAGGCUUCUUAGCCUAAGUCAGAACUGAAUAAGGUCUUGAGGGGUAGAGCGUUCUCUCUGUAGGGUGGUUGGAGUUACCAGCAGGCUCGGAAUUCAAGCAAGGAUCUCUAGCAGAGAGUCUGGGGGCCGGAAGCCACAGCAUCUUUGGAGAGUACCCCAUAGGGGGGUCAGUGACUCUCAGCAGUGCCUUUGGCCUUGAUCUGCCAGCAGCAGCUCUUCCCUCGUCAGAGCCUGCCCCAUUUCUGGCUCUCUGCUCCCUGGACACCUGCCUGAGCUCAGUGACUGCAGGAACGCUAGGGUAGACUGGGCUACUGCACCCACCUUUGACAGACCUGGGGGAACUGAUAGGCCCCCCCCACAGGCUCUUCCUUCAUUCUCCCUCCAGGGGAAACUGGCCCAACAUCCCAGGCUCCUGGGGACCAGUGCCCUGGCUUGGGUGAUCAGAACCUCGUCCCCAUCUCCAGCCACAUCAGUCAUUCUCAAGGUCAAACUCCUCCCCUCCCCAGUUGUCGGCAGAGGGGGUCCCUGGUUGUGUUGGCAAGACUUCGGUGUCCAGGGUAGACCUCCCCUCUGAUGAGGAGUGAGGUCCUAGAAUCCUGAGAAGGUCCCAGGCCUCAGCCCUGCACAGGCACCAGCAUGAUACAGGGUGCUAGGUCGCUGGGGACCCUCCACAGAUCUAUUUUUAUACAUAGAGCUUGUUUGCUGGACAGAGAAAGGUGGCCUGGAACCCAUAUUGCGCUGUCUGCACCCACCCGGGGAGGGAGGGGCUGGGUGUGGGUGGAGGCUCCUUUGAGGAGCUCUGGAGAUGCUUUUUAUAUUUCUUGGGUUCUAUAUGCAGUACAAAGUAAUAAAAACUUGUCUGUGUUAUGGUC
Molecule: messenger RNA, 5994 nt
Organism: Peromyscus maniculatus bairdii (prairie deer mouse)
Lineage: Eukaryota; Metazoa; Chordata; Mammalia; Rodentia; Cricetidae
Source: RefSeq, a predicted model, not a curated record